AUGAGUAAAUUAAUUCCCAAGCGCUCUAUUCAAUCUCCUGUCUAUCAUGCCAAGUUAAAGGUCCAGUCCACAGAAUCACCUUUUAAGAAAGAAGACUUACAUCUGAUUUCAAAAGACUCCCUGGAAGCUGAUUCAGAGAGCCUCACUCAAGAGGCUAAGUCCCAGUCUGACUUUGAAGACCCGCUGCAGGGCAGUAUGGAGCCUGACAGCUUAGAGGAGAGCUCUCCGCAGGACAGCCUGAGCGAGACGGAGGAGGAAGCAAGCCGGAGAGCAGCUCGGGCGGCCGGCAAGGACAGCCGCCGUGCCCGGCACAGUGGUGCCGUCAACCGCCACCAGUGCGGAGAGGACAGAUACUCGGACCUCCGAUACGACGAACACUGGUCUCAAUAUGAAAGUGCAAAAUCAAGUACUAUACUAAGACGUCAAUCUUCUGAAACAUCCAGUGGUCAGCAGCAACCUUCCAGGAGACCAGCCAAGCACAAGAUUCGAAAACAGCAGAAACACAGCCGUGGCCUGAAGUCCUUCAUGACUGAAGAGCUGGUCUUCGGUCUAGGAAAUCAGAAAAACACUCCCAGACAGCAACAAAAUCAAAACAGGAGUAUUGAUAAUUCAAUAAAGCAUGAGGCAGUUGUGGUUAUGAAUGACCCUAGCAGUGAUUUACAACACUCAAGUGCACUUAGGAGCCAGGAUCCCAAAGGAGCCUCCAACAGGUUUGCCCCACCACAGCGCGCUUUUGACAAGGUGUUAUAUAGAAACGCUGGACAACACUCAGAGAUGAAUUUUAAUAAAGAAAAAAGACGCAAAGACCAAGAAGAGAGAAUAUUUUCAUACCAGCAGCUACACACGAACACUCUUUCCAAUAUGGACUUGAACUACCCUAAUGGACUUACUAAGAGACAAGUGCCCCUGAGUCACAAAGGCUCCCAGUCUGUUUCCAACGUAAAUGUUAACAGAGCGACUGAAAAUAAGAAGCAACCCAAACAAACUUAUACAGAAACAAAAUAUAAGAAUUUGGAAAUAUUAUGGAAAUUCCACUCUUCCUCCGACGGCCCACCUGCUAGAGCGUCCCCGGGCUCCCGGCUCACGCAGCUCAUGGAGCAGCAUCAGCAAGCCUUAAUGCAGCUGGCUGAGGUGCAGCCCAGUGCGGGGGCCUCAGCCAGCAGCAUCUUCCCACCCAUACUGUCAACAGGAGAAAGCGAAUCCCAACUCAGUUCAGAGGAAAGCCAGAGAAACCAGAUGAAAAUUAGUCGUGCCAACUCUGAAGGCUAUCUGUUUCAACUAGAAAGGGGAAAAAAGCGUAGAAAAAGCAGCAUUAAGAGUUCCAAGCUGAACGGUUAUCAGAAAAGAGACGUGAAGCUUGGAGGCCUUGGACCUGACCUUGAGUCCAUCAGAGAUAAAAUGCAGAAAUUGAUACAGCAAAAGGAGUACGCAAAACAGGUUAAGGAGCACAACAUGAGGGCGCUGUCCCUCCCGUCGAAGCCACGAGCGACACACGCUGAAAACAAAUCGGCCAUCUCUAGGCAGAAGGCGCUGGAAUAUGCUAAGACCAUCCCAAAACCCAAACCUUCCAUUCUGACUGAUCAAGCGCAAAAGGGAAAGAAAAACCCAACCUAUGCUGGAAAAGAAGACACUUUACCUGAAAUCUCACUGCUGGAAAUACUGCAGAGCAGACACGAGAGGGAAAAGCAAGCUGUGGCUGCUUUCAAAGUCCUUCACAUUGUAUAGCCAAGUGUGGGAGACCAGGACUGCCCAGGGAAUGGGCGUGGGCCACGGAAACGCCAGCCAGCCCCUCUGCAGAGAGUGAUGACCGAUCAUCAUCAUCAGACUGCAGUUCUUGUUUGCUCUGCCUGGGAUUUAAAAUAUGGGGCCCGAUUACAUUAUGGUGCCAUAUUUUACUUUCUAGGAAGAAAACUUUUAAAUUAUUUUCAAACCAGUUAGAAUUUGGGCUUAGUAAGAACUAGGGAAUAAAGCCUUUGGGUUUUAUAUUGGAUCUUUUGACUUCUUAAACAAUUUGUACCCUUCUUUAGCAUAAUGAAAACCAUGAAAUUACCCAGAGAUAAGUUUAUCAACUUGUGUUUGUCUCUCUUACAUUCCUGAUA
Messenger RNA from Miniopterus natalensis, 2099 nucleotides. The record is from RefSeq and is a predicted model, not a curated record. NCBI's taxonomy places the organism in Eukaryota, Metazoa, Chordata, Mammalia, Chiroptera, Miniopteridae.